Messenger RNA from Suillus clintonianus, 1314 nucleotides. RefSeq lists its product as uncharacterized. The transcript has 12 exons. The coding region runs from base 35 to 898 and encodes 287 amino acids. Lineage: Eukaryota; Fungi; Basidiomycota; Agaricomycetes; Boletales; Suillaceae. The record is from RefSeq and is a predicted model, not a curated record.
UACCACAAGGCGCAUACUGAUUUUUCAUACUGACAUGUCUUCCCUGUCGGUCUCAGAUCUCGCGAAGAUACAGACGGUCAAGAGGUUGGAAAAUAAUCUGUAUGUCCGCGAGCGUUGUUCUGAUCACUCCCCACAGGUGAAAUGGACCUGGUUCAAACCAUGGGAUUCUACUCGCGUCACCUUCGCCAUUUCUCGAUAUCUGCCUUUCGCAGGUGUUGGAAUGACUGCAUACGGCGAUUUCUAUGAUAAGCUGAUUGCAUGUGCAAAGUGUGCCUCUACUCUGGAAGGAAUUAGUAUCGUUCUCAUUCCCGCAAUAGGUAUCGCUGCUGCGGAAAGCCUGCUUGUUCUUCGAACCUGGGCGUUCUGGCAAAAGAGUAAAAGACUGAUGAUCGGGUUAAGGACUUAUAGUGUGUUGACAAUUGUCGCCGUCAUUGUCACAUGCCUCAGCCCUAAAAUGUUGAUUCCAGGGGAGGAGCCCCCUCUAGGAACGUGUUACUUCGAGAGCACCCGCAAUUAUGCUGUCCCAUACAUGUUCUUGGCGAUGUUCGAAAGCUUGAUGCUAGCCCUUACUGUGUACAAGAGAGUUCACGACUACCGAGGUUUUCAAAGCGGAAUAGUAGUAACACUGUACCAUGACGGCAUCUUCUACAUGAUGUGCAUCCUCACUAUCACACUGGCCAAUGUGAUCGUUGUAGCUGCGCUUCCGAGUGCCUAUAGUAAUUUGUUUGCCACGCUACAGCCGGUCACUCAUAGCGUCUUGGCAUCACGAAUUCUAUUCCGCAUUCGACAUAGCAAUGAGCGUGAAUAUGAGACGUCGUCCAUGACGCUGUUAGACCCUGUGAACUUUCUACGACCCCCUGCCAUGUCAAUUGGUGGAACGACCAGAAGUGCAGUUUGAGGGGAUAUAUGCAUAUGUAGAACCAUUGUAUCUGUUAAAUCAGAAGCUUCUCCUCUUAUGUGAUAUAAUAUACGACUCAAAUUAUGAUGUUAAAGGGCCAUGAUACAGCGAGACCUAACGGCAUGAACGAAUUAGUGGUUCAUUCCCGACCGGCUCUUUGUUCGACCGUGCGUAGUCCGAUGUCAAGGCUUUUCAUGCGACGACAGGAUAAUUCUGCAUCAUAUGCCUGAGAUUUACUUCCGUAAACCUCGUCUUGAAGUCAAUAGCGCAUGGCCUGUCAUUCGGCAUCGCCCCGGUCAUGAAACCCAAGUCAUGAAACGGCUUUGUAGGAUCCAGAGUGAGCUGGAAAGCCCAAAGAAUAAGAAGCGAAUUUAUGAACACCGAUCUGUUCGCAACAUGUUGAGUAGGGCAUAUGC